AUGGCGACCGUGGGAAAGCCCUCGGAACACGAUGACUGCCUAAACUCCGUAAACAGUUCUGGCCCGUCACAGCAUGAUUCUGGAGAGGCACAACCGCUCCUCGGACCCUCGACGCUGGCCGUCAAAUCACCCGGAGUCGCUCGCAUCGAAAUAAUCAACUCUUCACUCACGCAAAAUGACCGGAUAAUGAUGUUUCUGGGCGUGUUCUUGGUUGGAUACGCCUAUGGCUUGGAUAGCCAAGUACGCUCUACUUACCAAUCAUACGCUACGUCCAGUUUUGGUGAGCACUCACUCCUAGCGACCGUCAACGUGGUCCGUAGUGUUAUCGCCGCUGCCGCCCAACCAGCCGCCGCUCGCAUCGCGGAUGUAUUCGGUCGUUUUGAACUUGUGGUCGUGUCGAUGGUGUUCUAUUUGAUUGGUACAACGGUGGAGAGCUGUGCGACUUCAAUCGAGAUUUUCUCGACUGGCACGGUCCUAUACCAGCUGGGGUAUACUGGGAUCGUGCUACUGGUGGAGAUUAUCAUUGCGGAUAUUACUUCGAUGCGGUCGCGCGUCUUUUUCAGCUAUCUACCCGCUACACCAUUUAUCAUCAAUACUUGGAUCAGUGGGAAUAUCACCUCUACCGUUCUGAGCAAGACUGGAUGGCGGUGGGGGAUCGGUAUGUGGUGUAUCAUAUACACCGUUUGUUCGUUGCCUCUGCUUUGGACUUUGUUUUACACUAGUCGGCGUGCACAGAAGUCCGGGGCUUUAGAACAUCAUCCGAGCCCGUUGCGAUUUUUUGGCAUUCGUCGUUUGGCGAUGGAUAUGUUCCACCAGCUUGAUGUCAUUGGUAUAUUUCUCAUGAUCGCCAUCUUCGGUUUCAUCCUUGCGCCACUCACCAUCGCCGGUGGCACUGAAUCACAGUGGCAAUCACCCUUCAUAAUUACACCUCUCAUCGUCGGCAUCUUAUGUAUACCGGUAUUCAUUUUUUGGGAAAUGAAAGGCGCAAGACAUCCCCUCGCGCCUUUCCCUCUUCUGAAGGAUCGCGGUGUAUGGAGUGCACUCGCCAUCCGAUGUCUUCUCAAUUUCUCCUGGUACCUCCAAGCCGAUUACCUUUAUACAGUUCUGAUUGUUGCAUUUGACUUUUCCGUCGCGACUGCGACACGCAUCCAAUCCUUCUACUCAUUCUUCGGGUUAAUCAGCGGCCUCAUCACGGGAAUGAUUAUCUACCGAACCCGCAGAUUGAAAUAUCUGAUUAUCUGUGGAACAUGCCUCUUCAUGAUGGCCUACGGUCUAGUCCUCUAUUUCCGAGGUGGCACCGAUGGAGGCUCCAAAGCCGGAGUGAUCACUGCGCAAAUCCUACUAGGCCUUGCAGGAGGAUUCUUCGCGUACCCAACCCAAGCCUCUGUACAAGCCGCAACGACGCACGAGCAUAUGGCCGUUCUCACGGGUAUCUACCUCGGUUCAUUCAACAUCGGAAGCGCCCUCGGAACAUGUGUAUCCGGAGCCAUCUGGACGCAGACGCUGUAUAAAUCACUCGUCGACAACUUGGCUUUCCAGUCCAAUACCACCUUGGCACAUGCGGUCUAUGAUUCACCUUUCGAGGUAGUCCCGUUCUAUCCAAUCGGCACACCCGAGAGAAGUGCUAUCAUCGUUAGCUACCGGCACGUACAGAGACUUCUUUGUGUUACUGGAAUAUGUCUCGCCGCGCCAAUGAUUACGUUAGCCUUUGUUUUGCGGAAUCCUAAACUCUCGAAAGAACAGAGUCAGCCUGAGGCUGAGAGAGAGGACUAG
Molecule: messenger RNA, 1773 nt
Organism: Penicillium longicatenatum
Lineage: Eukaryota; Fungi; Ascomycota; Eurotiomycetes; Eurotiales; Aspergillaceae
Exons: 1
Coding region: 1-1773 (590 amino acids)
Biological process (GO): transmembrane transport; intracellular iron ion homeostasis
Cellular component (GO): vacuolar membrane; endosome
Molecular function (GO): siderophore-iron transmembrane transporter activity
Source: RefSeq, a predicted model, not a curated record